Solanum dulcamara is the source of this 1493-nucleotide messenger RNA. Its product is annotated as transcription termination factor MTERF5, chloroplastic-like. The record is from RefSeq and is a predicted model, not a curated record. The transcript has 3 exons. Gene Ontology annotation, cellular component: chloroplast. Gene Ontology annotation, molecular function: double-stranded DNA binding. Gene Ontology annotation, biological process: chloroplast organization; regulation of DNA-templated transcription. The coding region runs from base 184 to 1377 and encodes 397 amino acids. NCBI's taxonomy places the organism in Eukaryota, Viridiplantae, Streptophyta, Magnoliopsida, Solanales, Solanaceae.
GGGUUUGAUAAAAGACCAUACCAAUUGCUAACUUUCCGUCCAUAUAUUUCUCCGGCGAACUUCUCGGCGAUUUCUAUCUCCGGCAAACUAUUCGGCGAUAUCAUCUCCGGCCAAAUUGAGUUGUCUCAAACAUUUCAACUCGUCGAGAUAGGCUGGCUUCCAUAACACAAUUGAGAAGGACUCAUGAUCUCCAUCCAACUAUGUUGCCGUUCUUUAUCUACUCACUUACAUCAUCUUUGUUCCCUACCUACUGGUCCUUUUUCUUCUUUCCGCAUCUCUCUCUCCUCUCUAUCUCAGGUGAUAACCAAAAGGUCUGCUCAAAAUGCACACCAAGAAAAUCCUGUUCUCCUUAACUACCUAAUAAACAAGUUGGACUUUCCAAAACCCAAAGCCCUGGCCAUAUCCAAUCGUUUACAUUGGGUCAGAAGUGUUGAAAAACCUGAAUUGACUGUAAACUUCUUCAAGUCCAUUGGAUUCACAGAUCCACAAAUCCAAUCUGCUGUUUAUAAUGCCCCCCAAAUCCUUCUUGCUAAUGUUGAAAAAAUACUCAAGCCAAAGAUCCAGGUAUUACAAGAAUUGGGUAUCACUAGUUCUGAUCUGGGUAGGCUUGUGUCCACAAAGGCGGUGAUACUAUUAACACGUAGCCUGGACAGAAUACUAAAGCCUUCCAUUGAAGUUCUCAAUAAAGUCCUUAUAAAGGGUCCUGAUAAUGGUGAUUGGUUCCGGGUUCUGCGAAGGUGUGAUUGGGUUUUUUAUGGACCUCCUCACUUGAGACUUGUUCCUAAUAUUUCAUAUCUGCAGAGUGUUGGAAUUGUUGGGUCUCAACUAUCAUCACUCUUGAAGAGGCAACCUCAUCUUUUUGCUACGCCUGAAUCUAGGCUUAAAAAACUUGUCUCUGAACUUAUUGAUAUGGGGUUUUCCACUGAUUCAAGAAUGUUGGUGCAUGGCCUUCAUACUCUAAGUUCUAUGAGUCAAGAAUCUAUUUCGAGGAAAUUGCUAUUACUUCAGAGUUCUGGCCUCUCCAAAAGUGAGUGCAUGGUAAUGUUUAGGAGGGCACCACCCUUGUUCCGAGUUUCAGAGAAGAAAAUAAGACUCGGACUAGAGUUCUUCUUGGAAAAAGUGAAGUUAAAGAAUUCAACUUUAGUACAGUAUCCUACUCUUUUGAUGUUUAGUAUGGAGGAGAGAGUGAUUCCGAGAUAUCAAGUUUUCCAGCUGAUAAAGUCGAAAAAGCUUAUGAAGAAAGACCCACAUUUUUAUGAUGUGAUGCGUUUGACAGAGCAAGUCUUCUUGGAGAAGUAUGUAUCGAGGUUUACAGAAAAUGCAGAGGAAUUGUUGAAGGCUUACAAGGGCCAUCGUCUAGAUUUAGGAGAAGAGUAAGAGUGUUUACUGGAAAAUUACAAGGGCCAUCGUCUAGAUUUAGGAGAAAGUAAGAGUGUACUGGAAAAUUUGCCUGCAAUUUUAGAGUAAGACUUUACUGGAAAAUUUGCUUGCAA